AUGUACAAGUUUAGUCCAAGAUACUGAGAAGGAAUUAGCUACCACUUUUAAUACUCUGUAAUCUGAGAGAUAGUAGUAAGGUUGUUUGCUGAGAAGAUGGCUCUUUUAUCUGCUCAUUGGACUCUUGUGUUUGGUCUUCUAGGUAACGUCGUCUCCUUUGGAGUGUUUCUUGCACCAAUACCAACAUUCUACAAAGUUUACAAGAAGAAAUCAACUGAAGGCUUCCAGUCAGUCCCUUACGUAGUGGGCCUAUUCAGUGCCAUGCUCUGGAUCUACUACGCAUUGCUCAAAUCCAACACUCUCCUUCUCAUCACCAUCAACUCAGCUGGCUGCGUCUUUCAGACCGUCUACAUCUGCAUCUUCCUCAUUUACGCCCCUCGAAAAGCCAGAAUGCAGACCUUGAAACUCCUCGUCUCGAUGAACGUAGUAGGAUUCGGCCUCAUCGUCAUCUUAACUCAGUUUGUUGCGAAAGGAGCUGCAAACCGUGUAGUGAUUGUCGGCUGGAUUUGCCUCGUCUUUUCUCUAUGCGUCUUCGUCGCCCCCCUCUGCGUCGUGAGACAAGUCAUCCGAACCAAAAGCGUCGAGUACAUGCCGUUCCUUUUAUCUUUCUUCCUCACUCUCAGUGCUGUUAUGUGGUUCUUCUAUGGCCUCCUACUCAAAGACUGCAACAUUGCCGUUCCGAACGUGCUGGGAUUUACAUUCGGCAUUCUGCAGAUGAUAUUGUACAUGGUAUACCGAAACUCGAAAAAAGACUCGAUCGAAGCGAAGAAACUUCCCGAAUUAUUCGAGGAUGAUUCGGUGAUCAUAAUCGAUGAUCAGAAACUCCCGGAGCUGAAAGCGAAGAUAGAUGAUGUGAUGAGGCUGAGCGCGAUGGUUUGUUCGGAGAUGAAGCCGGUUGGCAGGAACUCGAACCCGAAUGAGCUCGAUAUGAUUGAAAUUCAAGUCGUGGUGCCUAAAAAACAAGCCACUCCGAUAACCGCUUAAUCAAGUGGCGAUAAUUGUCCGUAGUUUAAUUUAUAUAUAAUCUCGUGUGUAUGGCUCUGUAGUUUCUCAUCUAUAUCACCACCAUCUCUUGUACUUAAUUUGAAUUAAUUAUUAUGAAAUAUAUAUGGCUCUUUACUA
Daucus carota subsp. sativus is the source of this 1122-nucleotide messenger RNA. Its product is annotated as bidirectional sugar transporter SWEET14. Gene Ontology annotation, biological process: carbohydrate transport. Gene Ontology annotation, cellular component: membrane. The record is from RefSeq and is a predicted model, not a curated record. Gene Ontology annotation, molecular function: sugar transmembrane transporter activity. The transcript is spliced from 6 exons. Bases 97 to 984 code for a protein of 295 amino acids. Lineage: Eukaryota; Viridiplantae; Streptophyta; Magnoliopsida; Apiales; Apiaceae.